Messenger RNA from Physella acuta, 1371 nucleotides. Its product is annotated as GTPase IMAP family member 7-like. Lineage: Eukaryota; Metazoa; Mollusca; Gastropoda; Physidae. The record is from RefSeq and is a predicted model, not a curated record. Gene Ontology annotation, molecular function: GTP binding.
UUACGCGUAUACACAAAAAUGUAAGAGAAUGAAAGAAAGGAAGAUAGCAAUCGAUCUAGCUCUUAUUGGGAAAACCGGCGUUGGUAAAAGUGCGUCUGGGAACUCCAUUCUAGGGAGGAAAAAUAUUUUUGAAACAAGCGACAAUUGUUCAACCUGCACAACUUGGACACUUCCUAAAUCCGGAGAGCGAGGGAAAUGGAGAGUCAAAGUAGUCGAUACCCCAGGCUUUAACGAUACAGAUCCGAAUCAAGAACUCGAUACCUUUUCACGACAGCUGCCUAAUAUCAUGGUCACAAGUCCAUUAGGGUUCCACGCCCUUCUUUUUGUUAUCGCCUACGGCUGUAGAUUUACAGCAGAGGAUAGGGAAACCGUGAGGAAACUAAAAAUGUGUUUUGGUGAAAACUUUAUGAAAGAUCACUGCAUUAUCAUUAUGACCCAUGGCGACAAGUUUGAAGAAAAUCAACGAAAUUCAAAAGAGCCGUUAACAUUUGAAAUGUGGCGGGAACGACAAAAACGAGAAGUGCAACAUCUCUUUCAUGAAUGUGGAAAUCGAGUUGUUUUGUUCUACAAUACAGAAGGCGAGUAUACCGAGAAAAGAGAAGCAGCAGUGAAUGAAGUUCUAGAAAUGGCUUUUCAAUUGAGCAAAAACAAGCGCUACUGCAACGCAGAUUUUAAAAAAUGUCAAGUCGAAAGAAAAAAAAUAAUUGCUGACCUGCGUUUAUCUCAAGUUACAUAUGAAUUCGAGCGCAAUGUCGAACGAUUGCAGUCAGAUUUGAAGGAUUUCAUUCAUUCUGAAAGGAUGACUUGGGGAGAUUUACGACUUCUGAAGAAGAGGUGCAACAAGCUACUAAGAGGGAUACGUAAGCACACAGACAAAAGUUUACAACUUCAACGAAUGGAGGAAAAAAUAUUACAAUUAAAAAAAGAGCUCAGAAAAAUUAAAAUCAAACAUCCUUUUGUGGAAAAGCUUAGAGAGAUCAUAGAUAUGGUCCAAGGUUUUUGUCUGGCUGUUUUUAAAGUAUAUGCUUCCAUGCUUUUGAUAACUAUUAAAAAUCUACCCUGCUAUCAAUAUCAAAGUGAUUAUCAGACGGAGUCGUAAUCUGCAUAUGUGGCAUUACAAACCCGACACAUAGAUCGCUAAAUUAUGUAUUGAAUACCUUAACUAAGAAUUUGAUAAGUGACCUAAUCUUCUCUUUUUAGUCAUUUAAAUUGUGGUGCAUUGUUAGAUAUUAAAAGAAAUGCAUGUUUUCUUCUUUUUAUAGCACAGUCAUAUGAAAGCUUGUAAUUAAAACAUUUUGAUUAGGUCUUUCCCUUUUAUUUAUGAUGCUGUGAACUUUAAUUUGAGUAGUAAGGAUAGGUGGCGGUGAUUAU